Molecule: messenger RNA, 759 nt
Organism: Lottia gigantea (owl limpet)
Lineage: Eukaryota; Metazoa; Mollusca; Gastropoda; Lottiidae
Exons: 7
Coding region: 1-759 (252 amino acids)
Source: RefSeq, a predicted model, not a curated record
AUGGCUCACAGAGUGUUAUUGGGCAAGGUGUGUUUAGUAACAGGUGCUACUAGAGGUAUUGGAAAAGGUAUUGCUCUACAACUGGCUGAGGCAGGAGCCACUGUCUAUAUCACUGAGGUGGUGUAUGUAUACCAAUACAGUGUGAUCAUAGUAAAGAUGAUGAAGUUAGGACAAUUAUUUGAUAAGAUAAAAAGAGAACAGAAUGGUCAAGGGGACGUUUUAGUUAACAAUGCCUAUUCUGCUGUUANUGCAAUAUUUGACAAUCUGGGGAAGAAAUUUUGGGAGUUAGAACCUGACAUGUGGGAUAUCUCCAAUAAUGUUGGAUUGAGGAACCACUAUGUGUGUUCUGUCUAUGCCUCGAGAAUGAUGACAGAGAGAAAGAAAGGGUUAAUUGUAAACAUCUCCUCUGCUGGGGGAUUAAAAUAUUUAUUCAAUGUUCCGUAUGGUGUGGGAAAAGCUGCUGUAGAUCGAAUGGCUGCUGAUUGCGGAGAAGAAUUAAAGAAAUUUAAUGUAGCUUAUAUCAGUCUAUGGCCGGGUGCCGUUCAAACAGAACUGAUUACACAAAUCAUGAAAACAAAUAAACGGGAAAAACAUAUGCAGCUAGCCAGAGUGUUUGAAAAUGGUGAAACUCCAGAAUUCGCAGGAAAAUGUGUUGUUUAUUUAGCAAACGACCCUGAUAUUAUGAAGAAGACAGGUCGUGUUGUUAUGACCCCUGAUUUAGGUCUUGAGUACAGUUUUACAGAUAUUGAUGGUAGGUAG